Brugia malayi is the source of this 1512-nucleotide messenger RNA. RefSeq lists its product as uncharacterized. The record is from RefSeq and is a predicted model, not a curated record. The transcript is spliced from 9 exons. NCBI's taxonomy places the organism in Eukaryota, Metazoa, Nematoda, Chromadorea, Rhabditida, Onchocercidae. The coding region runs from base 1 to 1512 and encodes 503 amino acids.
AUGCGAUCUGAUGUAAACCAUGGACGUUUGGGACGACGAAAUGGGAGAAGCUGCCAUGAUGGAAUGGCGAAACAUGUUGAUGCAGUGAUGAAACGAGCUAAGGACCGUCGAAUUGCAUUAACUAAUACUUCAGAACUAAGAACUGUAUUAACUAAUACCGGAAGAGUAGCGCAACGAUUAACUCAGCCUAUUUCACCUCAUAAACGUUUGAAGGAGCGAGCUGGUAUUUGGAUGUUUGCAAAACAGUCGGAAGUCAUUACUGAACCAAAUAUGAUAACGUCUUCUAUGCAACGCAGGGUUCGAGAGGAUGUGCGAGCAGUGAUGGCUGAAGAUUCUCGUGAUAGGCGACGGAUGUGGAAUAAAGCAGGGCAAGGAGCUGAAAAUAGUAUUAAUCGCAACGUUGUCUUUCGAAUGCCAUUAUCAGCUGAUAAUAUUUUUAGCAUCCAUCCUUGUUUUAGUUUUGGAAAAAAAACAAAUCUAAAACUUCCUGUCGACGAAACUGCAGUUUUCAAUACGAAAGGCGAUAGCACAUUAUCUUCUUAUGAUCUUCCAACUACUGCAAAAAUUGGGGACAGAUAUAAAGAGAAGCAUAGUAAAGACUUGUGUUUGUUUCCUGCAGAUCCUUUAUUGCUCGAUUACGCAGAACGGAUCUUGUCAGCUUUGCCGCAAUUAUUCCUUCGAAAUGACGAUUCAACAAGUUAUUCCGUCGCUGCAACAAGCAUUGUAGCUUGUUCUUUGCGGCGUCAUGGUGUAUGUCCAAAGGGUUCAAAUUUUCAGCAAAAAGAAUUGGAAUUGUCACAACGGGAGAACGAUAUGCAUGAAAAAUUUUGGCGCAGUUUUUUCGAGAAUAUGUCUCCACUGAAUUCGUUUUCGGUAGAUUCGGCAUUUCUGACUUCUGACUCGUCGUCUGCAAAAUUAUUUGAAUUUGAGGACAUUCCAGCCAGUAAUGAGCAUGUAUUAUCAAAUUCUGAUGAUGCAAAUACUAUCUCGGAUGUAUGCCAAUCGCCGAAAACUUCAUCAUCUAAUAAUAUAUUAGAUUGUAGCUUUAGCGAUUUUCCAAAAAUUGGAAAAAAUGAUGUUGCAUCCUUGACAAAUUUAUCGGUUAACUCAAAUGAUUUGAUGAAACUUGCAAUAGACGAUGAUUUUGGGACAAACAUCCUGUGCAAUUUACCAGCAGCACAACCUGAAUUUGAUUUGAAUGAAUAUCAUCCGAUUACUGUAAACACUUGGUUUGAGAAAGACUCGCCAAAUAUGUCAAAUGCUAGCAAAGCCAUUUAUCACAAUGCUAAAAACGGCAGGUCAUGGCCGAUUUAUCGACCAAUGGAGUAUAGUUUUACUGAGCCUGUCAUUAGUGAAUCAAUGAAUAUGAAUCAGUGGAUGAAGAAUUCCUCAAUAAGGAAAAAAAUUCAUUCUGGGGUGCCGAAUUUUCGUUUCAAAUUAAAUCAUGAAGCAUGCAAUGCUUUCGAUUCUGUUUGCGGUUCUCAGGCCUCACAAUUUAGUUUUGAUUUCUAA